Molecule: messenger RNA, 578 nt
Organism: Ostrinia furnacalis (Asian corn borer)
Lineage: Eukaryota; Metazoa; Arthropoda; Insecta; Lepidoptera; Crambidae
Product: aladin-like
Exons: 3
Coding region: 91-462 (123 amino acids)
Biological process (GO): nucleocytoplasmic transport
Cellular component (GO): nuclear pore
Source: RefSeq, a predicted model, not a curated record
CCCGAGCGUUGGUGUGCCCGCAACCUUCGAGUCGUGGCGGCGUGCUGGGGGCCAGACGACCUGCUGCUGUUUGCAGCUAAAGGGGAGGCAAUGAUCUAUGCUCUCACCAACACUGGACUUAUGAGUGGUGCCCAAACCAGCAAAGCGGUCCCAAUCCUUGACAUAACAAAAGUGGAGUUGCCCUCAGGCCACCCGGUCGGAGGCCCAGUGUUGGACAUGUGCUGGGAUUCCACAGGCAGAUACCUCGCUCUUCUGUUCGAAGAGUCUCCUCUCAUAGCCGUGUUCUGCACUACGCAUCUUAUGAUGCAGCUGAAGAUCACUCCUUGCUGCUUCAUCAACGGCAUAGACAACGAACUACCCUCAACCAUGGCGUUCCAACAGAACUUCACCGAAGGAGCCUGUCUCACCGUCGCCUGGUCAUCAGGCAGGAUACAGCAUUUCCCUAUCGUGUACAAUAUGUAGAGGUCAGGUCAGUUUGUAGCUUGACAUUUAUAUGGUGGAUAGUACAACCAGAGUAAAUACAAAUGAGUAGGUCAUCUUCAUAGAAAGAAACGCACCGAGCGCGGUUUGUAUGUGAG